Mesocestoides corti is the source of this 3120-nucleotide messenger RNA. The record is from the annotation of a GenBank genome assembly. Lineage: Eukaryota; Metazoa; Platyhelminthes; Cestoda; Cyclophyllidea; Mesocestoididae.
AUGUCUGAAAUCUCCGAAAAAAUAUUGGAAAUAGAAAGAAAUAUUCAUGAGGGCGAAACGAUGCUUUCGGUCCUUCAUCGGUUGCCCGAAUCUGAGGUUCGAAUCUUCGAUUAUUUCAUUCUAGUUUUAAUUAAGGAGACUAAUGCACAAAUCAAUCGUUUCCAAGAUCUUGUCCGGCAACUUGAAGACUACCGGGAUCGGUAUAAAGCCCUUGAGGUGUCACCUACCAACAAUAUCGAAUCUCAAGUGGAAGCCCUUCGUCAUAAACACGAUGGAAUAAAACUCCUUUUUGAACAGUCGGUUGCUAGGGAAUCUCUGUCUGCUGCGAAACACUCGCCGUCAAACGCAAUCAGCGGUCAGCCUCGAGAAUUCCACAGGCACAGAUCGUCUCCAGAUCCCACACAAUUACAUGCAAAUAGCUCUUCGGAAGUUGGAGACGGGUCUGUUCGAAGAGCGGCUGUGUUGUCUGGGGAUACGCCUGAUGAUAACGAUCAUUCAGAUGAUGGCAAUUACGUCAUAGAACCGUCAGAGUGGCAUCUCCACUACCAAGCUCAAACAAGCCAACUGUCAAGCAUGUUAUCCCAAAUUAGUUGCUUCCAAGAAAUGGUUGGUCGUCUUUCAAGACUCGUUAUCGGUCUGGGGAUGACUGAGGCAGCAACUCUUUUAAGUGAUGUCGGACAGCGUUUCACUGAGGUUCAUGUGAGACUCAUUUCACUCCACAAAGCCUAUGAGGCACUUUACAACCACGAGAAUUCAUCGAGUGAAUUCAGAGCCAGUCAGCUCAAAGAAUUACGCGUCUUCCUGAUAACCCUCGGUCGAAGUUUGGAAGUGACCAAAGACUGUUUCCACUCUGUUGCGGACGUCGUCAAGAGGGUUUUUGCCGGCCAGUCCGGCGAUGACCCAACUCAAGGCGAGACAAUGCCCGAGGGGUUGGGCGAGUCGGAGCCACCCACGUCUGCGGCUGGUCCUAGUCAAUCCGAGGCCCUUCCGACGAACGGUCCGGCUAGAGAGGAUUCGCCCUCCGCAUCAGAGGCGAGUCGUCUGCUUAACCAAACAACUAUGGAGCUCGCCUUAGCCGAUCUGUGCAAACAGCGAGAUGACCUUCUUAAUCAGCUGGCCGAAGUUCGUUCCAAAAGCCUUGACAGUGCUGCGUCACCAAAGGGCGAGCACAGCGACUUCGCAGACCUUGCCUUGAACCCAUCUGCCCCGAGCGGUCAUCACAGCGGCAAUCAGCAGGCUGUGGCACCUGCACCAAAUGCAGAGCCUGCUGCAGGUGUGGUUGUGGCUGAGUCGUUGCCCAUCCUGAAACGUCUUCAGGCCCGAAAAGAGCAUCUGGAGGAGUUGAGAAGCGAACUCCGAUCCUUCUCCUUUUCAAACAGCGAUGAGAUGGAAGCCCAGGGCACACCCAUCGCCACUUCCAAAGACAACGCACAGUCGGUGCCUCCGCCUUCCAGUGUGCCAACGCCGAAUGUUUCCAUUAAAGUGCCGUCACCGUCGCCUCACGCUAGCGUCACAACCACGAAUUCUGUUUUGGCAACCUCGAGUCUUGCCAACAGCCACAUCCCAGCCCGUCGUCCCAACACCCAAGGUACCACAUCCAUCGCUAGCAGUGACAGCGACGCCGUCACUCAGAAGUGCGAAGUCGUCACCUUCCAGGAACCAGAGGCCACUUACUCGGACAACACAGAACGGCUGUACAAAAGCAUGCGGGAGGCCCGCAUCUGGCGGGAGGAACACCGUCAACAGCCAGUUGACUCGUCAGGCGGUGAAAAGGACGUCACCAAAGGGGGUGGUUGCAACCGCCUGCGCAACGGCCUCGCCACCGUACCCUCCGAAUCAACUAGCUGCAUGGACGCCACCGCAAUGGCAACCUGGGGAGGAGAUUCUGAGCGCGACGACAACGACAUCGAGGACGACGACGAUGACGCUGUGGCUGGCGAAGAAUUCAUCGAAGAUGUCCCAAGCGUUGUUAGCUCCAGGAGCAGUCGAGCCAAUAAGCGUUUUGUCACAGCUAGUAGCUGUUCAGGAACCGACGGAGGCGGUAACACCCCGCGUGACUGCCUCGCUGUUAACACGAACCCGCAUGAAUCGAACGGCGUGAUCAGUCUGCCACAUCUAGGUCACAGCCCGUCUCCUCGUACUGGUGGUAGCGGUGGCCGUGGUGGUGGUGCGUCCAGGGCCGCAGCAGCAGCUGCUGGGACCAGCACUUCGAACCGUCUCCGCCAUCCACCUCCUCGGGUCAUCCGUCCCACUCGGACUGAGCUCAACGGCGCAUCGGACCUCGUCCCCUUCGAGCAAUAUCUCACGAGGCCCCUCGCCACCAGUACGUUUCUUGUGGUCAUGCUCGCUUUGCCUGCCACCUUUUCUGAUAGGGUCUUCGUCAUUCGUUUUUCCCUCCUGCUCUACGUUGGCGCUAAAUUAGCCAGCCUCGAGUUUAAAGUGGAGCAGCUUUCCCAGACCUGUCAGCUUUUGGUUACCGAGAAUGCCCGUCUCAACUCCGCUAUGUGUGUCCUCCUGGCCAAUCAACGUCUGCCUCCGAACGCUACUACCCCCACCGCUGACUGGUCAACUCAUCCACACAAUGGUGAUGUGUUUGCCACACCGCCCAUGCUGUCAGUUCCAACGGCUGGGCUCUUUGCGUCGCCGACGCCGCAUUUUCGACCGCCCGCCUUGGCACCCGAAAGCAUCAGUGGCGUCUCGUCUGUCCGCUCACUAGCUCCUGCCCCCCCUACUCCCACCUUACAACAGCACAACUCACCAUCGGUCGAGAACGCUUGGGACCAAGUUCAGAUGCUUAGAGCUCAGGUAACGGAACAAAACUCGCGCCUGAAUCAACUUCAAAGCGAACUUCACCUAGCGCUUCAAAAGCAGCAGCAGCAGCAGCGCUACUCAGGAAGUGGUGAGGCGGUCAUUGGUACCAACCAUCACUUGGCGUCGUCAUCUGGUAUUCCCGAUUAUCAGCCGCCCGCGGUAUUGGGACCGACCUCUGCUCUCGCCUCGCUCCUGGCCCUUCAGCAAGCUGUUGCUGAUGUUGCCACUAACCUCCAGUCGCGUCAGCCGGCCACCGCAGCGCGUAAUCCCACCAAAACCGCCUGGCCCCCCGUUCCGCCGAAACCGUAG